Physcomitrium patens is the source of this 3023-nucleotide messenger RNA. The record is from RefSeq and is a predicted model, not a curated record. NCBI's taxonomy places the organism in Eukaryota, Viridiplantae, Streptophyta, Bryopsida, Funariales, Funariaceae.
GCUGAUGAUGCAGUCUCCGUGGAGUUGCAUGCCCGCUGCCUGGCAGAGCCUCAGAAAGAGAGGGACGGUGUGAGAGAGAAAAGGGGGGAAUCAUUCGCGUCCCCAUUACCUCACAUUGUGUGCAUAUAUACAUGUUGCACUGCAGUUGAUGUUUUGAGUUUGAGCGAUAGCCUUGAGGAGGGUGAUGACUUGUAGUGGGAAGGAAGCUCACUGAGAGAGGAGGGAAGGAGAGGAAGGAAGAAGUGUAAAUUGAGAGUGCGGGAUCGCAAUUGAGCGAGAGCGAGACGGUAGCAGUGAGAAUUGGAGUAGAAGGGUAGCGAUAGCAGUGUGGGUGGGGUAGAGUUUUUGCUUCGUGGGUGAGAGAAGUGUCGGUGUUGUUUCCGCUUGGAGGUGGUGGUUCCGUUUCUCGAACUGAGUCUGUUUUCUGGUGUUAGGUGGUAAGUUAGUUAGUGAGUUAGUUUCGUGUGUGGGGAAAAAAAUUAGGAGCGGAAUUUCUCGUUCUUGAGAGGAGUUUGUAGACAGGACCUGGAAGAUUUUAAGCGCUGUUGAUCUUUUGUGUAUUUUUUUGUUUUUGGUUCAUUUUGGUUUAUUUUUAAUAUUUUGGUGUUGAGCCUUUACCGUUUUUGGGUUCGAAUUUUCAUCAGUGUGGGAGUUUGGAGUGUGAAUUCUGAGCAGUUGUAGAACGUCGCUGCGGGCUACGGUUUGAGAAUAGAGUGUAGAAAGUUUUAUUUCGAUAGUGGGAGUGUAGAGUGUUUGCUCUUCGCCACGUGGGACUUCAUAGUAUGUUAACGAGAGAGGAGUAGCUAGUGUGAGGAGGAUGCUAAGUUCUUUGCGAGAGAGGAGUAGCUUGUGUGAGGAGGAUGUUAAGUUCUUUGGUGUUCAUAAUCGGUGACUGAGAGUAAAAUAUAUACCCAGUUUUGAGAUCUUCUGUGUUUAAUGAAUGCUUUGAAAUCUGGCUCGUGUGCACUUAUUUCUAUGGUGUGAUUCUUUGAUGUGAUGUUUUUUUUGGUAAUGUUGUUCCGAUUUUUUGAGUGCUUCUUGCAAGUGCUUUAAGAAGUCUGUUUCCUGCUGCCUUGUUUUUGUGUGUGGUCUAUCAUUGCUUUCGUCUUCAGUAUGGCUUUAAGGGAGUUUGUUUGUCCCGACACGUUUUAAAGCUGCUUGUAUGUUUGCUAAUUGCAUGUUUUUUUCCUGUCUCUUCUCCGUGAGUUGUCCGAUGCUCUAAUGAGAAUCUGCUCAUGCCCAUCUUUGAUUGAAUAGUAGUAUCGGAAGUGAAGGAGUCGUAGCGAGCAUCCAUGACCGUGAGCAUGGAAUUGGCGUCUUGGAAGCAGCUGCCCUCAGAUUUGCAGGUCUUCACAUUGGCCAAGCUGCCUCUGCGGCAAUUAGUUAGCUCCCGCUGCGUGAGUAAAGAGUGGCUAUCUUUCGCGACCGAUGAAAACACCCUGGCUUUCUCGCGGUCAUCGAUAACGCCCCUCAUGGCAGAACCGAUGCUGGCUAUGGGUUACGAUGGUAAAGAAUCGUUGGAAUGGGCGACCUACAACUGUGAAUCUAACCAGUGGUCCAUCAUGCCACCUUUUCCCGACAUUGUUUUAGAAGCUGCUUCAUCGGGUGAGAAGAUAGAUUACUGCUCUGCGGGUGGACUUUUGUUCUUCAUGCUAUCCAGUUACCACAACUACACUGAGACGAAAUGCCUGGUGUACAACCCGUUGACGAAACGCUCGAGGGAGUUGCCUGUGUUUCGUAGAGAAUGGGUCGUGGGGGCCUUCUCGCAUCCUAUCGUGGACACUCAAGCUGACACUUACAAGUUUGUGAUGGGGGACCAAGAACACUGGGCAUGCUACUCGUCUACUUCUGGGGUGUGGGAUGAGGGUAGCAUAGAUGCUGUUGGAUGCCUCGCAAGUGCCAACAGAGGUGUUCAAUGCAAAAAUCUUUUGUUUUUUGUGGCUCCUACCAUGCGAGGAAAGAGUGAUCUUGCAACUUACAAUCCGGAGAAGAAUGUAUGGCUCACUACCUUCGAUUACGAGCGGGCAGUUGAGGUGGGUUAUCAUCUUAACAAUCGCGGUUACUCUGAGAACAACCGCAUCUUCGAAUGGGACGAGUCUCUGUUUCUGUUGACAACGCUGGAUGGUCGGUUCUGUGAGCUGGAUCUGGUCACCAAGGACUGGAACCUUAGGUUUGAAAUGCCACGUAGACUUUUAGGAGAAUUCGAAAAGAUCCAGAAUUGCAUCGCAAGUGGCAACAGGUUAUUUGUUGUAGGCAGUGCCAAAUCACCCAGAUACACCUCGCUAAUUUUACUGUACUUGAAGGAUCAGAACUCGUGGAGAAAACUUAAGCCAUGUCCAUUAACUUCAAGUUUGAGCUUCUACAGGAACACUUUGACCGAUCCAUUCUUUGCAAAUACAGGUGCACUGAUUCUGAUUUGUAUCCUUGUGCAUGCCUUUUGCGAACUCGUUGAUUUUGUUUCAUACGACGCUUUACAAAGUCAUGCUACUGAACUUAGAGCUGGAAUAAAAACACUUGCUCUUGAUGUACAGAGGUUGAACGCAGAGGUUAUGAUUUGAUGUAGUUGUAACUUGAACCCGAAUGCUCCCCAUACAACCUUAAUGUCCGGGCCGAGAAGAGCAGCAAUGAAUGGGAGGUUGCUGACGAUGAGAGUCUGAUUCCUAGAAAGACGAUCCGAACAGCUGACUCAGUGGAAACAGUCGGUCCAAACUGAGUUUGUUUCCAACCUUUCAUCGUGGGCUUGUUCGUGGGAUUGGAAGAUUGGAUCAUGCAUCACUUGCAUGGUCGUGAUUUUCUUGACAAGGAAGAACAAUUGCUUGAAAGAAGCUCAUGCAUGUGUUUUCAGAGAUGCCCACCUGUAUUACUUGUUGUACGCCUACACCAUCUGACAUACACCCGCUUUUUAGGGUCCUUUUAGGAUGAUUACAUGAUAUCAGAAUGAUUGCAACAUGGGAACCAGAUAUGGUGAACACAACCCUACCUGUAUAUAAAAAUAGAUAUAAAAAUAGAAUCUUCUUCAUUCA